AAUAUGUUCUCAUGUAAUAGAAAGACACCGACGGUUCCUCAGCCACGACCUACUCUAUCUCUGUCAAAAUGCGAAUGGAGAAGUGACAAUACGAAAAUACUGUGGAUGGAACAACUAUAUUAUCAACAUUACUUAUUCUAUGAUUGCAAAAUUACGGCACGAAAUAUCUAGAUUUUUAGAUGGAGAAGAAUUUAUCAUCAACAACAUUGCUUUACAAAAUUCAGCAGAUGUCAAGUGCACAAUGGCAAGAAAGCAUGGACAAGAAUUUCGGAGGAUGUACACAGAAUGUAAUGAAUUCCACAAAGCUCUCUGUGAGCAUGAUACAAGAUAUUCGAUAAUGGUUUCCACAGUUGAAUAUAGAGAAGUUAAAAUGGAAUAUCAAACUAUUUUUACUCCACAUACUGCUGAUCGCUGGAAUCCUAUGAACGGCAAAGAAGAAGAUUCAAAAGGAUUACAGGAAAUAAUCUGGACAAGUUUAUCCGUUGCUGUGGCUGUGAUGUCAUUGUUUAUCUGCAUAGGGAGCAUAAUUUUCUGCAAAAGGAAGAAUAUAAACAUGAACAGUGUUUAUGACACCAUAUUUAUGCGUCCACGAGGUGGAAAUCGUUACACAAUUCGUAUCCCAACCGACCCAACCUCACCAAUAUCUGAGCCAGCCAACCAUUUGCUUCCACCAGCUCAACCCGCAGUCGGAAACCCUACAGUUCCUCCAAGAGUUGACAGUGUACAAACACUUGCGUCAUCUACUGUAUCAUCAGCAGAUACAACUUCGUCGUAUGUCGACGAUGUUCGUUAUUACAGGAAUUUCUCAUAUGAGACUCAACCAAGUGUAGCCCCAUCACAGGCCCCUAGGAUUGAAAUUCAACCAAGUACGCCAACUGCCUCAACAUCUGGUUCAACUCGUGGACGACUUUAUUGUUCAUCUUGCAGACGACACAGGAGAAGGCGGGAUUUUCUGAGAACUUCCUCUAACUGCACGAGUUGUUCCUCAGUGCACUCUGCAUAUACACAACCUUCGUCAAGGUUAGCGGAAAGAAAUAUUUCACUUGAUACAAACGACACGGCUUCUAUUAGAUCACAAAGAUCAUCGAGGGACACAAAUGAUACGAACUCUAUGAGAUCGCAUCGAUCACAUCGUUCUCAUAGAAGCCAUCAUCGUACUACAUCAAAGAAGUCUUGCAACAAGUUGGAAGACGUUUAUUUUAAUGCUGGUCAGACGGAAUCACAAGGACCCUUGACUGAAACUGUACACGAGGGCAGAGGAUCUAACCCUGUCCUCAGAAAACACAAAUUAGUGGAUCGGAUACAAUCGUCGAGUGGCUUCAAAAUGGUUAAAAGGAUGUUUUCAGUUGAUUUAAAGUAAUUAAUGGAAAAAAUACUGUC
Molecule: messenger RNA, 1380 nt
Organism: Saccostrea echinata
Lineage: Eukaryota; Metazoa; Mollusca; Bivalvia; Ostreida; Ostreidae
Exons: 7
Coding region: 140-1360 (406 amino acids)
Source: RefSeq, a predicted model, not a curated record